UUGAAAAAUUUGUUUUAUGGAUAACGUGUUUCAUUAAUAUUUUUGAUGCAGACAUUUGAUAUGGCUCCAAUUCAGAGUAGAGGCAAAGCAUGUUCUGUUGGCCCGAAUAAUAUGGUCAAUGGAAGGUGCUACUUCAGCCGCUAUGUCCAAUUUAUUGCCACCCUUGUGCAGUCUAUGUCUCGGGAGCAGAAUGAUAGGGUGACCGCAACUCCUUUUGGACAUAUGCUAAGUUUGCCAUAUAUCAAGCAGAGUAGGCCUGUUCUAGACACUUUGCUCUCUUUUUGGGAUGAUGUCGAUGAAGGUUUUUGGUUUGGUAAAGUUUUAGUGCCUUUUUUAGGGAGUGAGUUUGCACUCAUCCUUGGUUUGAGUGCCACGGGUGAUGAGGUAGAAUUGUAUAGAGAGGGGAGGGUUACUUCUGACCUUAUCACCCCUUUUUUUGAUGGUGACCACAAAAAGGCCGGUAGGGAUGCAAUAGAAAAUAGAUGACAAUUACUAGUUGGAAAGAGAGGACGACAAGAUGUAGAGGAUUUUACCAAAUUAUGGGUUUUAUACCUCUUUGUCACUAUUCUGUUUCCAACUGUACACUACAAUGUUCCAAAGCCAUUAUGUUCAUAUAUUGAUGAUUUAGGGCGGUUAGGUUCAUAUAGUUGGGGUCUUGCCGUUUUUGCUUUUGUUCGGCAGCAGAUACCUACUAUAUCCGAGAGUGUCAGGAGAAGGAACAUCAGCGGGAAUGGAUCUGGUGGAUAUAUGGAUGGAUGCACGGUGGCUUUGGUGGUAUGGGCUGUUGAGCAUUCGAAUAUCCUUUUAGGCAGCCACCGGCCACCGUUUAUGUAUCCACGUCUGUUGCGUUGGAGCAAUGCCAAAUUUCCUCGCAAGGUGGACGUGAUUGCCAAAGUUAUGAAGAACUUAAAAAAAUUUUAGGUGAUCGAGAAGCUAGAGCCUAGAGAGGAGGAGUUGCACCUUCUCUCGCGAGGAAGGCCACUAUUAGAAGCUCCGAAAGAGAUAAGUCAGUUUCCAUCAUCCAGCCAGAGUGAAGAACCUACAUUGGAAAGCUUACAUACCCGCUUAAAAGUGGCUGAGAGGUAUUUGUUUUUGGUUGAUAAGAGGGUGUCCAGAAUUGAGAAGGUCCUUCGAGAUAAUGGUCUCUUAGUGGAUGACGAAAAUGUUAAGCAUGAUACAGAUUUUAUUGAGGUGAGUGAAGAGCAUACUGCGUUGAAGCUAAGGACAAAGGUGUAGUGGAGAAAGAUGAGAUUCAGGAUAGUGCAGAUGAGGUGGAGGUUAUUUGGCCCACUGAUGUUGAGGGUGAGAAAGAAGGUGGACCUAUCUCCACGAAAUAUGUUUCCUCCUUAUGCCGGCGCGUGAAGUUUGGAGCACGUGAGCGAAAGGCAACAGAGAAAGCAAAGGCCAUAGCACACUUUCCAAAUACUUAUAGAAGGGCAAAAAAGAAACAAAAAAUAGCCUCUCUAGGUGAAGGUAGUAUGGCACUAGCAAUUAAAAAGGAGGAUUUGCCCACUCGGUCGAGUAAAUUAUUGGAGCCUAUCACUACUGCACUUAUGGAGCUCCGCAAGUCAAUUCCACUCGACAAAGAAACAUCACCCCCUAUAGAGCUUUUAGAAGAAACCACUAAAUUCAUUGAUGUUGAAAGAGUGGAGACGCCAAAGAGUAAACUGAAAAUGGCAAGGAAACAUACGUAUUACGGGAAGGGGGAAGGUGUGCUCCCUAUGUACCAUGAAGAAGCUAUUGAUUUCUUCCUUCAAGAAAAUCACAUGGAGCACACCAUUUGGGAGGAUGCAGAUACUUUGAAACCAUCAUGCAACGGUGAUGCUAUAGAGCAGCUCCUACAUGAUGGGCCACUACGCAGUGAUGUCGUCAACGUUUACUUUCGUGUCAUGGAGCUUUGGCAUCGAGAAAACACUGAGUCUGUUGAUAACCCAUCUAUAUUCUUGCCCUGUGAAAUACAGGCUGCCGUGAAUCGACAUCUAUUGUGCAUUGGUGAGGUAACUGCUGAUGUUACGAAAAGUAUUUUACAGUCCUUGCAGCCUAGUAUUAUAAAAUGGUUAGGGGACAUAGAACUCUGCGAUCUCCAAAACUAUAGAUAUCUAUUCAUUCCAAUGAAUAUGGAAUGGCAUUGGUAUUUACUUGUUUUGGACUUGAAGCAGCAGUGUUUUCAAUGCUACAAUUCUAUGUGGAGCUUCAAUGAUGCAAACUAUAAUAUUAAAUUUGCAUCAUUUCUGCGAUUUUGGCUAAGCGACCGCGUAGGAUACCAUAUCCCGGAAACUAUCAUUCAUGAAAUUCGAGAGUGUCCACAGCAAAUGCCGGAUACUCUCGACUGUGGGGUAUACUUGCUCAUGUAUGCGGAGGAACUGACACGGGGCACUUCGAGACCAUUGCUGGAACAGUUCAAGGAUCCCUCCUUAUAUAGAAGCUGGGUUGCAGGCAAUAUUUUGUUGAAUGACCAUUGCAGUACAAAUGAUAGUUUCUGGAAUUGGUAUGAGAAGAUAUGUAGAAAGAGAGAUUAGAGCAGGCAACCUACUCCUACAUUUUCUUUUUUUGUGUAAUGUAACAAUGAGACAGUUAUGAUGAAUACAUUUGUAUUAUUGAGAUGAUUGGCAUUA
Phoenix dactylifera (date palm) is the source of this 2615-nucleotide messenger RNA. The record is from RefSeq and is a predicted model, not a curated record. Lineage: Eukaryota; Viridiplantae; Streptophyta; Magnoliopsida; Arecales; Arecaceae.